AUGGAACUGCCGACAUCGUCUUUGCGAGGUUUUCACGAAGACAUUAAUCGUCCUUGGUCUCCGGAGCGAGCUACUGUGAAUACCUCUCUCUCGCCGCUCUCUGUCUCCUCGCACUCUGCGUUGGAGCUCAGCCCUCGCUCUUCUUCUUCAGUGUCCAACUCGUCUCACUCUUCUCCCUGGUUGCAGCAGAUCCCACUCUCGAACCCUGCUCCAUCGUCGUACAUGCUGCAACAUUCAGUCCCGCCCCCGCCUCAUACUGGCGAUACCUCGGGGCAGCACGGCCCCGUUUCGUCUUUGCCGAGCAAUGAAUGGGGGAACGUGUUUUCCUCGCCGCUGGAUCCUUCCACAUUUGCCGCUCUCGCUGCAUCUGGCGUCUUGGGCCCCCCAACUUCUGGAGUACCGUCCAGUCUGCCCGCCCGAUCUACGCGCUCACCUCAUGACUAUCCGAUCAACCCUCGAGUGCCGCCGCCGCUCAACACCAAAGACAUUGGCCGUCCUGCAAUCAACCAGAAUCUCCAUGCCCCAUGGUCGAACGUGCCCUCGCCGUAUUCGUCUACGCCCUCGUCAUCUCAGCGGGCUUCCCCCCUUCAUUUUCGACCUGGCUCUGGUAGCAUACCUUACGGCAAGCGCAAGUAUCCCAUCAUUAGUCCCCCCCCAGAGACCACCCUUGGUCAACAGAUACCCCAAUCGGAUCUCCCUGGCCCCAGCGGCCAAUUUGACGUACCCCUUGGUCCUGCUGGCGAGGGCCGCCUCGACAGUUUUUCCUCGUCUUUCUCGCAUCAUUCAUCGUCUGUCGAUGUGGGGUCGAACUUACAUUUUCAGCAUGAACGUCAUAACAUAACACUACCCCCAUCCUUAUGGAUGUCGCCUACUUCCGUUACGUCGCAAUCAAGCCUUAAUGGUCCCUCGUACCCGCAGCUGUCCGAGCUCUCGAUGUCCCGGCAUGGAUCAAUAACAGAUUCCCUGUCGGGAUCUACGCACAGCCCGACGAACUUAUCUUUAUACGGUGAUUCUACGAAAUCCACUGCUCCUACGUCUGCAAGUAGCCCGAAGGGGCGCAUGUUUACAGGUUUGUUCACAGAAGAACUCUUUUCCGGAAACUCUCCACUAGAGAACCCUGGACCCCACAAUUUCCCCUCUCCUCGCCUCUCUGGUUCUCCCGAUCUUAAAUCCAUUGAGUUAGCCAUGGCGGACGCAGAUCCCGAGAAGCUGGCAAAGGAAGAUCCUCUGGCAACCCAGGUUUGGAAGAUGUACGCUCGAACGAAAGCCACAAUGCCUCAUGCGCAACGGAUGGAGAACAUCACGUGGCGCAUGAUGGCUUUGGCGUUGAAGAAGAAGAAAGAAGACGAGGACAGGGCGAAGGGGGGCGACCUGCAGUCUGAAGGCCAGGUGGACGGCCAACCUUCUGAUCCCACGCAGUUGUCCUCAGAUGACAUCCUCAAGGAAGAGCAGACCGAGAGAGGUAGGACCUUUGACAAGGGAAAAGGCAAGGUCAAAGUCGUCGGUUUUGACGGCACAAAUCAAGAUGGAACAGACGAGAACGACGUGGUGCCGAUGGACUGGCGGGCUAUGAGCAGGUCUCGGUCUCGAGUCCCUAUGGAUUGGCGCCCGGCAAGCCGUUCGCGGUCAAGACCGCCAUUGCCUGGAGUCCUAUCUGAUCUUGGAUCCUUGAAAUUCCCGUCGUCUUCGCCGCCCAAGGGACUCUCGUCGUCACCAGGACUUCCCAUACCUGGCUCCUCGUCUCUUGCGGGCCGCCGCAGUCCACGCCAAGGAUUGUCCGCCGUGCUCGAGUCUGACACGCGUGGGCCCCUGGGACAUAUCGACCCCCUCUCGGCCCUGAGCAGUCCCACCAAUCAUCCAUCUUCUCUUCCAUCAUUUGGUCUCCACGGGCUGCAAAGGCUUGCGGCAUCGACUGUCCCCUCGCCCGAGCAACGCACAUUCCCAAGGCACGUCAGGAAAACGAGCUUCGAUCACACCGUAGCCAGAGAAGGCAUAUUCACAGGGCGUCGUGCCGAUGCGCCGCAUGCGGAUUGCAUGCUGCGCGGAGAUCCAUCCGCUAUGUCUCAUUCCGAACACAUCGACGCGCAAGACGUGGACCACAUGCGACGGGGCAGUCCCUUCCCUUCCUCGUCAUUCAACUUCACUUUCCCUCCUUACGACUCAUUCUUUGAUUUGCCUGGAGCCAACACCCUCCCACCACCGUCCCUGCCUUCCUCCUUGUCCUCGGCAAAGGACAUCCGGUCUCCCGAGGCGGCUUUCCACGACUCCCUGCGUUCUUCGCUGAAUGGGAGCUCAUACUCUGUUGGCCCUGGCAGCGAGGGUCUUUCUGCGGCAGCGGCCGCCGCGUCCGCAGCUGUAGCAGAUGGUUACGCUCAACUGAACGUGGGCAAUCUAGGUCUCGAUGACCAGCCGCUUGAUUAUACCAACUUGGUCGGAAUGAUGUACCCGCUCGACGGCUCCUCCGGAAUGGGACCAAUCACGCACGUCGAUCCCCACCAGAUACUCCCGGUGGAACACCAGGAGGGUCCGUUUGGGAUCUUCCACCCUAGUCCCUCGAGCGAUGGAUGGGGCAACGGUGCAAGCUCAAACGCCUCACCAGAACCGUACACCUCGAACGCUUCUACGCCGCCUUCUGCGGAGAACGGCGCGGCGGCUAGGAAUCCAGCACGCAAGAUUGCAUCUUCCAAGCGCGUCUCUCAAGACACGCGGGCAGGCGGCUCGCGGAAGACUCCUGAGGCAUCUACCUCCGGGAGAAACGCCAGCGACGACGGCGACCAGAAUCCGACGGUGUGCACGAAUUGUCAGACCACCAACACACCACUCUGGCGAAGGGACCCUGAGGGCCAGCCUCUAUGUAACGCCUGUGGUUUGUUCUACAAACUACAUGGUGUUGUCCGCCCAUUGUCGCUCAAGACAGAUGUCAUCAAGAAACGGAAUCGGGCGUCCGGCACACCGCACAGCGCUUCGCGCAAGGGUGCUUCGGCUCUACCAAAGAUCACGUCGUCAGCGACCAGGCCGCGGGCGGCAACCACUAGCUCGAUGCCGUCGGGUCUUCACAACGCGCGACUGUCUCCCACGAAUCGCAUGGGCGCAGGCGGUAAUGCGUCCAUGAAACGCCAGCGCCGGACUUCAACGAGUAUCACGCAAUCAUCCAGCCGUAAGACAGGGGACGACGGCGUUGGUAUCUAGUAUCUCAUCUACUGCGAAGCCUCGCCUUCACGCGUCUUGUUUCUGUCUGUGACAUACACCCUAUAUGCUGUAUUUUUGCUUAGAUCUUGUAGCGGUCUGCUCGAGUUCUGACCCCGAUUCCCUGCAUAUGUUACCAUGAUUUGCCUUCACGAGGGUAUGUUUGUACGACCACGAUAGGUAGACUUCAUAGAUUAUUGUCAUAACAGCUGAUUGUUUUUCCUGCUG
Postia placenta MAD-698-R-SB12 is the source of this 3414-nucleotide messenger RNA. RefSeq lists its product as hypothetical. Bases 1 to 3189 code for a protein of 1062 amino acids. Gene Ontology annotation, biological process: negative regulation of transcription by RNA polymerase II; positive regulation of transcription by RNA polymerase II. Gene Ontology annotation, molecular function: RNA polymerase II cis-regulatory region sequence-specific DNA binding; DNA-binding transcription factor activity, RNA polymerase II-specific; zinc ion binding. The record is from RefSeq and is a predicted model, not a curated record. NCBI's taxonomy places the organism in Eukaryota, Fungi, Basidiomycota, Agaricomycetes, Polyporales, Adustoporiaceae. The transcript has 8 exons.